CAGUGGCAGAAUUGAAGCCACCACACGCCCUCUGCUGCCAGCUUCCAAAAUGGCGGCAUUGGUGGCAAGGGCGCUGGGAGCAGCGGGCGGACGGCAGGUCAUUCGGGUGUGGGGGCGGCAUAGGCUUGUUCCAACAAAACCAUCAGUUUGCUGUCCUCGCACUUUUUGGUGUUCACCAGCACUGAGGACAUCAGAAGAAAAGAAGCCGCCCUCUUCUUUUACUCAAAGUGAGUCUCCAGAAUUUGAUGAGACACAAAGCCACUCCCCACCUCCACCCAGAUACACUGACCAGGGAGGAGAAGAAUCAGAAGGUUAUGAGAGUGAAGAGCAAAUCCAGGAACGCAUCCUCACAGCAGCUCUGCAGUAUGUACCAGAAUAUGACUGGUCUGCUGAGGCUAUUGCUGAAGGUGCUAAGUCCCUAGAUCUGUCCUCUGCAGCAGCUGGGAUGUUUGAAGAUGGAGGCAGUGAGUUGGUCUUGCACUUUGUGUCCCAGUGUAAUGCGUGUCUGUCGGAGCUUCUUGAGGAGGAACAUAAGCUGGUCCAGCUGGGCAAUGCUGAGAAGAAGCCUAUUGCUAGUUUCCUGAAAGAUGCUAUUGAAGCUCGGCUCCGAAUGCAAAUUCCAUACAUCGAAAAAUGGCCACAGGCUUUAGGACUCCUCCUUCUCCCAAAUAAUAUUCCUUCAAGCUUAAAGCUUCUCACUGCGAUGGUGGAUGAUAUCUGGCAUUAUGCAGGAGACCAAUCUACUGAUGUCAGCUGGUACACACGUCGGGUGGUGCUGGCCGGUAUAUAUAACACCACUGAACUCGUUAUGCUGCAGGACUCCUCUCCUGAUUUCGAGGACACAUGGACCUUUCUGCAUAAUCGUAUCUCUGAGGCAAUGACCAUGGGAAACUCUAUGAAACAGGUAACCUCUACUGGAGAAGCUGUUGUGCAGGGACUUAUGGGAGCUGCUGUUACGUUAAAGAACCUUGCAGGCCUGAACCAACGUCGGUGAGAAGUGUAUGUGAAUCAGCAGCCCAGAUUUUAACUCUUCUCACAUUUCUAAGUUUUGUUCUACUGGAGCUGCCUGGGAUGUGCCCAUAUCUGAGUGUAAUAAAAUUAUAUGGACUCUGUUGUGCUGACAUUUAAGAUGUGGUGGUUGGUACUUUUUUACAGUCUCUCUUUUUAUCAUAGUUUUAGCAUUAUCACAGCACUUGUUUUUUUUUUUAUUAUAACUUAUUUAAGAAUUUAGCUUUACAAAGUUAGUCAAUUUGUAAAUGACUAAAAUGCGUAACAUGGUCAAGUAGACUACAUAGUCUCUUGACAGGUAAACACAAUAGACAUGUUAUAGACAGCCCUAAUCUUGCAUCUUCUUAAGAAAAAUAUAAAAAACAAAACAAAUACACAUGGUAGGGGAGGGGGCAUAAAAUAACCAUAUCUGAGAUACUGCGUGCUUCCUACACAAUCAUAAAAGGUUAUUUAUUCAAGAUGCCCAUAUCUCUAAAUAUGAUGAGUUUUUGGUUAAUGAAAUAAAAUAAGAUUUGUCCAA
Messenger RNA from Bombina bombina (fire-bellied toad), 1528 nucleotides. It is a transcript of the gene COQ9, whose product is annotated as coenzyme Q9. Gene Ontology annotation, biological process: ubiquinone biosynthetic process. Lineage: Eukaryota; Metazoa; Chordata; Amphibia; Anura; Bombinatoridae. The record is from RefSeq and is a predicted model, not a curated record. Gene Ontology annotation, cellular component: mitochondrial inner membrane. The transcript has 9 exons. The coding region runs from base 50 to 994 and encodes 314 amino acids. Gene Ontology annotation, molecular function: lipid binding.